AGAGAGAGAGAGAGAGAGGAGGGAGUGUUUUCUGGAGCUGCAGUGAGAAAGACAGGGGGAGUGUGUGUGUGUAUGCUCACAGGACAUCUUUUGGGAACAGACGCUGUAUUUGGAUUUCAUAGCCGCUACCUCUCUUGCCUCUCGCCUGCUCUUGCCUGUCCCUGCUACGUGGAUGAGGACUGCUAGGAGCGUGUAUGUGGGUUUGAGAGCGUGUGAGUGAAUGAGUGGGUGUGUGUAUGCCAGAGAACGACAGACUGUGUGUGUGUGUUUUCUCAUAUUGUAAAGCUGCUCUGUCAGAGGGAACAGACAGAACCGGCCUUGUGUGAGUGAGUGUGUGUGUGUGAGCGCGCGUGUGUGUGUGUGUGUGUGUGUGUGUGCGUGUGCGUGUGCGCGCGUGUGUAGGAUUGAGUGUGUGUGUGUGUGCGUAUGCGCACCCGUGGCUCCUGACCGUGUGUCUGCGUGUGUGUGUCUGCGUGUGUGUGUGUGUAUGUGUACAUUUGAAUGUGUGAAUGCCCUUCUCCUCGCGUCGGCCUCCUGAACCCCGGGCGGGUAUAUGGAUAGGAGCUCCCUGUUUCAGCUCAUUCAAGAGCAGCUGGACCCCGAUCAGACUGGUUUUGUGGCGGUAGAGAACUUUACCAGUCUGGUGCAGCAUCAUGAGCUGCAACUAGACCCCAACAAGCUGGACAUGCUGUUUGCUCUGGUGCACGCCAACGAGCGAGGACAGAUCUGCUACCAGGAGCUCAUCGAGCUGUUGAGCAACAAGCGCAGCAGCAGUUUCCGUAAGGCCAUCGCAAAUGGGCGACGUACUCUGCAGCGCGAGAUCCUAUUGGACGAGACGGGGCUGGGUGUGUACAAGCGCUUUGUGCGCUACGUGGCGUACGAGAUCCUGCCCUGCGAGACGGACCGCCGCUGGUACUUCCACCAGAACCGCUUGUGCCCACCGCCAGUGUUCAUGGCCAUCAUCACCAUCAUACAGAUUGUGGUGUUCCUCUGCUAUGGCGUGAUGCUGAAUAAGUGGGUCCUGCAGACGUACCAGCCGGACUUCAUGAAGAGUCCACUGGUCUACCACCCAGGACACAGGGCCCAGGUGUGGAGGUUCUUCAGCUACAUGUUCAUGCAUGUGGGGCUGGAGCAGCUGGGCUUCAACGCUUUGCUGCAGCUGAUGAUCGGGGUACCGCUGGAGAUGGUGCACGGCAUCCUACGCAUCAGUCUGCUUUACAUGGCCGGAGUAGUGGCAGGUUCGCUGACAGUCUCCAUCACUGACAUGCGUGCCCCUGUGGUGGGGGGCUCCGGGGGUGUCUACGCUCUCUGCUCUGCCCAUCUCGCCAACGUUGUCAUGAACUGGGCAGGCAUGAAGUGUCCGUACAAACUGCUGCGAAUGAUCCUGGCCCUGGUCUGCAUGAGUUCCGAGGUGGGCCGCGCGGUGUGGCUGCGCUUCUCGCCUCCGCUGCCGUCGUCGGGGCCGCAGCCGAGCUUCAUGGCGCACCUGUCGGGCGCGGUGGUGGGCAUCAGCAUGGGCCUGCUGAUCCUGCGCAGCUACGAGGAGAGCCUGCAGACGCAGUGCUCCUGGUGGGUGCUCGUUUUCUCCUUCAUUACCUUCCUCCUCUUCGCCAUCUUCUGGAACAUCUUCGCCUACGAGUUGCUCGGCGUCCAGAUUCCGCCGCCGCCAUGACGCACGGUUGUGAGGGGGUUACCAAUCGUGCUGCUCCAUCCAAGCCCCCAGUGCACCUCCUCCACCUUGGUUUCAGCCAUCACGGAUAAACGUCCAGCCAAAAACCCUUCUACCACCCCCCUCCCCCUAAAACAAAACAAGUGAAUAACCCCACCAGAGAGAAAGAGAAAGAGAGAGAGAGAGAGAGCGAGAGAGAGGUGGUGUGGUUUAAAGAUGAGACUUUGCUGUUAUUGGUUGGUUUGUAGUUGCUGUCAUUAACACUGGGCAGCUAUAUGCAUACAUGUACACACAAACAAUAGACUUCAGUAUCGAUAACACACAUCCACAACAAUUAGAGUUGUAUAAAGACACAAAACUCCUUGGUUCAGUAAUGCAUUGAAAAAAUGCACAUACACACACACACAGAGACACAAACAAACACAAUAAACAGGAGGACAAGCGUACCUCAGCAUACACUUCAACAGAAAGUUCAACUCCGACAAACAACAGACAAUAAAGUAAACACAAUACACAACCAGCUAUGUAUUCCCAUCAAGGAUCCUGCCAUAAUCCCAUGGACACACACACACAGACACACACACACACACACAGUGUCUAGUUCUAUUUGAGCGAAAUGCUAAAACUGACCUAGUUUAGAGGUUGUGAAGCUACUUUUUGAGCGGGCCAAGAUGUGAUGUGUGAAGGAACACCAGUUUUUAAACUGGAUCUGUUUUGUCUCUUUCUCUGCAGUUGGUUAUACUGUACUGUGUGUGUGUAUUCUCUUUACUGGUCCCAUAAUUCACAUGUUCUGUUAAUGUGUGUGUGUAUGUGUGUGUUUGUUUGUGUGUACACACAUGUACACCACAAGUCAAGUGAGUCAAGAGAUUACAUAAAAUGAACAAACCUACACCUCUACAGUCCAGCCACUGAAGAACUGCAUCACCAGAACAACACCAAAGCCAGGAGGGACAAACCCUAACUGACCUAACCUCUGACAGCUUGAACUUUGACCCCUUACAUGAGGUGUCAGUGACAUCAUCAUUCAUGUAACAGCCUGCCUUGGCAACCAUUACCUAGGGGAGCACUGCCAAGGUGACCACAGGUAAUCCUUACUUCUGUUUUUCUGUAUAUUCAGGAAUUCACUUCAGUAUUGCGAGGGUUGCCAGAUAUUGUCAAAGUUGCCAAAGUGAGAGGAAAGAAAAAAAAAUCCCCUACUUUGUGUUACUUGUGUUAAAAAUAUAUAUGUUAUUGUGUGAACAUUCUCUAUAAUGCUGAAACUCUUAUGAACUUGAAAUCUGACACAGAAUCUACUGAGCAUUUAUAACAUUUCCUGCAAUGUGUAUUUUUGCGUGACAGAUUUAUGAGGACAUUUUUGGGUCGUGUCUUCUGACGCUCUUGUGAGGACAUUUUAUGUUGUCCAUCUCAGACUGACCUAUGGGGAUGUGUUAGGUGAGGGGUUUGAGGGGUCAGGUUGCUAUGACGAGCCCUCUGCUGCUUUGUGAUGUCAUGUGCUGAUGCUGUUGAAUCUUGUGCCAAAAUUGUUUAUUUAUUUAUCACACAUCAUGGUGUGAGUGAGUGUGUUUGUGUGUGUUUAUGUGUGUUUAUGUUUGUGUGUGUGUGUGUGUGUGUGCGUACCUUUGCGUGAGACAGAGAGGGUCUGAGGAAAAGGUCAUUGCUUGCUUCAGAGCAGAAGCAACUCCAGUUUCUAGUGUGUGUGCUUAGCGGCUCAGAUAAUACAAUUUCUGUGUGGUGCCACUGAACAGAUCAAAGUUGCAACUUUUCGGAAAAGAGGAUGCGUAGAAUGUGGCAUUUAAAGGAAAAAUGAUACACUUAGAGUUAUCUGGGGAGUGUGUGUGUGUGUGUGUGUGUGUGUGUGUGUGAGAUACUCAGUGUUACUUGAGCAUGUUCUCUAUGUGCUGUAUGACAGCAGGCUAGUGUAGCUCAUUAGACUUGUACUGUUACAAUGACAGCACUACUAAGAAAACAGUCCCCCCGGUGUGUUAGCUUCAUGCUAACUCCUGUUUUACAGUAUCAUUGCAUUAGCAUUAUGCUAAAUUCCCAACUAGGCAUGUAGCUAGCUCAGUGUGUUAGCUCUACACUGAUCUGUAUUGAGCAAGUAGCUCGAUAUUUUAGCUUCAUGCUAACCUCUACCAGAAUAGAGCUCUGCCCCAGUAACCCUUAUCAGGCUUGUAGCUUCACUCAGUGCCUGGCUGUGUUUCAAUCUCAAUAAACUUAAAUUGGAACCUCUCCUGUAGUCCUUCACAGCUAUUUUUUUUCAUAAAUGACAGGUAUAGGCGAACAUAAAUCACAAUGCCAUUUAAUCUGACAUGCUUAUAUUUGCUAUCUGGUUUGUCACAUAGGCCUAAGGAAAAACAAAGGAGAGGCCAUUUUAAGAGUAUUCAGAUUGAAGGUGGUGGUGAUUUUGACAUAGUCAGCUAAUCCAUUGAAGGGCUGAAGGAGUUUGUGGGCCUGAUACCAGUGCUCUUAAGCCACAAAGAAGGUUGUAAAGGUUGUAGAGUUGUCAAUAAAGUAGCCAUAUUGCUCGCUCCCAUUCCAUACAGUUCCUGUGAGAUUUGUGCAGACCCUGAGAGUCAGAGGAAAGCCAUCCCACUGUGGGAUGCAGUGUACUCCUGCCUACAUGAGGUGGUCUUUGAAUGCAGUAUCCUCUGCUAUUGUUAGUAACAUUCUAGAACUUUCCUGUCGGUUCCUUCCUUGUAACAUGACAUUCAUUUUCAUGUGGCUUAAUCUGUGUGUCUUGAAAAGCAAAAAGAAACUGUGGCAUCUUUAAUUUGUAACUCCAGUGAAAUUAAAAUUAAAUUAUUUUACAUUUACACCAAGAAUGAUUGAAUGUUUUGAUUUGCUCUGACAUCAGUGUUUCAGAAACGGAAGAAACUACUGCCGAGCAUUUUCAGAUUGUAGACACAUACAUAAUCCAAUUCCAGAGUUUAGAAAAAACUCAUGUUUUGAGUCCAUGAACCUACAUAACCUUGCCGUUCUAACUGCUUUAGUUUGUUUUUAGCAUUGAGGUAAAGUAGUUGAAUGUCAUGAUUUUGGUAAUACCUGUUUGGCAGUUAAAUUCAGCUCUUCUUUUGCUUUGUUGAUUAAAAGAUUGUGGGGUUUAACAAAGUAAACAACCCUAAUACCUUUCUCAGAAACUCUGACCUUGAAGAGCUAAAACAGUGAACAUAAAUCGUAGAUUAAAAAAAACAACUGUUCUGGCCAAAUUUGUGAGCCUGGAAGAUAUGCAAUAUACAUCACACACUGAAUAUUGACUCUAAAGUUUUCGGCAGAAAACAGAAUCUUCCCAUUUUCCCUGGAGUGUAUAUCCUUAUGAACUCUCAAUGUGACAGACGGAGUAGCAUUUUGAUCUAACUGGCCUCAGCCAAUCCAUCAUUUCUUAGAUCAGCUUCAGUGAACUUAACCCGAAGGGUACAAGAGGCUCCAUUCAACCCUGCUGACUCAAAUAUGGUGCCAAAAACAAACACACAGAAAUCUCCUGUCUAGACAGCAGGCUCUGAUUCACAUUUUGUAAACUUUUUUUUUUUUUUACUCAGAUUUUAUGAAUCUCAAAUUGUUUUUCCCCUCUUUCUGUUUAAGUAACAACAAUAGUACACACAUAUGUAAAUAUGGAUUGUUUCUAUAACAGUCCACAGUUUCUUCAUGAUGUAAUGUAAAUGUUGAGAUGUUCUCAGCCAUUUUCUAUGGAUUUCAAUUCCCUGUUCUUUUCCCUUUUCUACUGGUCAUUCUACCUGCUUUCAUAUAGACAACAUGAGAAUAAAGAGCGAUACUGUG
Messenger RNA from Alosa alosa (allis shad), 5443 nucleotides. It is a transcript of the gene rhbdl1, whose product is annotated as rhomboid, veinlet-like 1 (Drosophila). The coding region runs from base 554 to 1672 and encodes 372 amino acids. Gene Ontology annotation, cellular component: membrane. Lineage: Eukaryota; Metazoa; Chordata; Actinopteri; Clupeiformes; Clupeidae. The record is from RefSeq and is a predicted model, not a curated record. The transcript has 8 exons. Gene Ontology annotation, molecular function: serine-type endopeptidase activity.